CAAGAGUGGAAUCGAUAGCCACAGUCGGAGUUUUGAGAGCUUUUGGCCAUGGAUUCCACGCUAUUCUUCUUCCUCUUCUUCUCCCUGGUUUUUCUCUCGAUGGUUUCUUCGCAUCCAACUCACAGCGAUUGCAACUCCGAGUCGGUCUCGCUUUUUUCUUGCUUCCCUCUCCUCCAGAUGCAAAGCAAGGAAAUCCCCGACGACUGCUGCGUCCAUCUCCAAAACUCUCUCGCCGAGAAUCUCCCCUGCCUGUGCGAUCUCAUCCACAGCGGCGGACAGUACUCGAUCAACGAAUCCAUCGCCAUGGAGCUUCCACAAAUGUGUGACAUCCACAACUUUGAUUCCAGCACACAGUGCUCGUCAAGCAACCAUGCUCCUCCGUUUGUAGCUGGGAUUUCUUCCGUCCACCAUCCGCCGCCACCACCGUUCUUCCAGCCUUUUGGAUCGUUCCCAAAUUUUUCUAGCAGCUCAAAGUUUGUGCCAGUGAUCCUUUGGAUUGCGAGCAUUGUCACGACGAUCUUCCUGUACUGAAAGAGUGAAUAGCAAAGAAAAGUUCUAGUGUCAAAGAAUGUUCUAUAACCAAAAGCUAGAGCUAGCUAUGGCGGAUUUUCGAGCUAGACUAGUCAUGCUAUCACACACCUCUGUCACAGUAUCACUUAACAAAAAAUAAAGUAUGGUU
Messenger RNA from Selaginella moellendorffii, 679 nucleotides. Its product is annotated as protein YLS3-like. Lineage: Eukaryota; Viridiplantae; Streptophyta; Lycopodiopsida; Selaginellales; Selaginellaceae. Bases 49 to 531 code for a protein of 160 amino acids. The record is from RefSeq and is a predicted model, not a curated record. The transcript has 2 exons.